This is a messenger RNA of Pyrus x bretschneideri (Chinese white pear), 584 nucleotides long. RefSeq names its product 60S ribosomal protein L34-like. Gene Ontology annotation, biological process: translation; ribosome biogenesis. Gene Ontology annotation, cellular component: cytosolic large ribosomal subunit; ribosome. Gene Ontology annotation, molecular function: structural constituent of ribosome. The transcript has 4 exons. NCBI's taxonomy places the organism in Eukaryota, Viridiplantae, Streptophyta, Magnoliopsida, Rosales, Rosaceae. The record is from RefSeq and is a predicted model, not a curated record. The coding region runs from base 86 to 451 and encodes 121 amino acids.
GCUCUAAAUUAACCUAACCCAGAGAGAGAGAGAGAGAGAGAGAGAGAGAGAGAAAGAGAGAGAGAGAGAGAGCGAGAGGUUGAAGAUGGUUCAGAGGCUCACAUACCGUACGCGCCACAGCUAUGCAACCAAGUCGAACCAGCAUCGGAUCGUCAAAACCCCUGGCGGAAAGCUCGUGUAUCAGACCUCUAAGAAGAGAGCAAGUGGACCCAAAUGUCCUGUUACUGGAAAGAGAAUCCAAGGGAUUCCUCACUUGAGACCCGCUGAAUAUAAGAGGUCUAGACUAUCAAGGAACAGGAGGACUGUGAAUCGUGCCUACGGAGGUGUGCUGUCCGGUGGAGCUGUCAGAGAGAGGAUCAUCCGAGCCUUUUUGGUGGAGGAGCAGAAGAUCGUGAAGAAGGUUUUGAAGAUUCAGAAGGCAAAAGAAAAGCAGGCUUCAAAAAGCAAAUAGAAAGCGAACAAUUUUUGUGAUAUGCAAGUGAGAAAUUUUGACUACUACUAUGAGAUGAUAAAAAUUAUUGGAACCAAAUUUGUUGUCAUCAGUUUCUUUGAUUCAGUAUUACACACAACGUAUUAAUUUCGGA